CUUCCGCUACUCGGAGACGCGGUUCCGCUCUGCCCCGCGCGCAGUGGACGAUCUGAAACGGAGAGCGCGGAUUUGGCUGCGGCCUCGCGGCUGGGGAGCCCAGCAUGGCCUCCUCGCGAGCCUCCUCCACGGCAACCAAAACUAAAGCACCUGAUGAUUUAGUCGCCCCUGUUGUGAAGAAACCACAUAUCUAUUAUGGAAGUUUGGAAGAGAAGGAGAGGGAACGUCUGGCCAAAGGAGAGUCCGGAAUUUUGGGAAAAGAAGGGCUAAAAGCAGGAAUUGAAGCAGGAAAUAUUAAUAUAACCUCAGGAGAAGUAUUUGAAAUCGAAGAGCACAUCAGUGAGCGGCAGGCAGAAGUAUUGGCGGAGUUUGAGAGAAGGAAGCGAGCCCGGCAAAUCAACGUUUCCACAGAUGACUCCGAAGUCAAGGCUUGUCUCAGAGCCUUAGGGGAACCUAUCACACUCUUUGGAGAGGGUCCUGCUGAAAGAAGAGAAAGGUUAAGAAAUAUCCUCUCAGUGGUUGGUACUGAUGCCUUAAAAAAGACAAAAAAAGAUGAUGAGAAAUCUAAGAAGUCCAAAGAAGAGUAUCAGCAAACCUGGUACCAUGAAGGGCCAAAUAGUUUGAAGGUGGCUAGACUGUGGAUUGCUAAUUAUUCACUUCCCAGGGCAAUGAAACGCUUGGAAGAGGCUCGUCUCCAUAAAGAGAUUCCUGAGACAACUAGGACCUCACAGUUACAAGAACUGCACAAAUCUCUCCGAUCUUUGAAUAAUUUCUGCAGUCAGAUUGGGGAUGAUCGGCCUAUCUCCUACUGUCACUUUAGUCCCAAUUCCAAAAUGCUGGCCACAGCUUGUUGGAGUGGGCUUUGCAAGCUCUGGUCUGUUCCUGACUGCAACCUCCUUCACACUCUUCGAGGCCAUAAUACAAAUGUAGGAGCAAUUGUAUUCCAUCCCAAGUCCACUGUCUCAUUGGACCAAAAAGAUGUCAACCUAGCCUCUUGUGCUGCUGACGGUUCUGUGAAGCUUUGGAGUCUUGACAGUGAUGAGCCAGUGGCAGAUAUUGAAGGCCAUACAGUGCGGGUGGCCAGAGUAAUGUGGCAUCCAUCAGGACGUUUUCUUGGUACCACCUGCUAUGACCGUUCAUGGCGCUUGUGGGAUUUAGAGGCUCAAGAAGAGAUCCUGCAUCAGGAAGGCCACAGCAUGGGUGUGUAUGACAUCGCCUUCCAUCAAGAUGGCUCUUUGGCUGGCACUGGGGGACUGGAUGCUUUUGGUCGAGUUUGGGACCUGCGCACAGGACGUUGUAUCAUGUUCCUAGAGGGCCACCUGAAGGAAAUCUAUGGAAUAAGUUUUUCCCCCAAUGGCUACCACAUUGCAACUGGCAGUGGUGACAACACCUGCAAAGUGUGGGACCUGCGACAGCGACGCUGCGUCUAUACCAUCCCUGCCCACCAGAACUUAGUGACUGGUGUCAAGUUUGAGCCUAUCCAUGGAAACUUCUUACUCACUGGUGCCUAUGAUAAUACAGCCAAGAUCUGGACACACCCAGGAUGGUCCCCACUGAAGACUCUAGCUGGUCAUGAGGGCAAAGUUAUGGGACUAGACAUUUCUUCUGAUGGGCAGCUCAUAGCCACUUGCUCAUAUGACAGAACCUUCAAGCUCUGGAUGGCAGAGUAGGCCAGAACAUGGAAGCAAGACUGUAACCUCAAGGUCUACCUUAGGAACCAUUUUCCUCGAAAAAGAAUUCUAGCCAGGUGUGGUGGCACAAGCCUUUAAUCCCAGCACUUGGGAGGCAAAGGUAGGAUUGCCAUGAGUUCGAGGCCAGCCUGGGGCUACAGAAUGAGUUCCAGGAGUCUAGGCUGGAGUGAGAACCUACCUCUAAAAAAAAAAAAAAACAAAAACAAAAAAGGAUUAUAUUUUGUUCUAUCAUGUCUUCUGCCAAUUACCAUGCAUAGGAUUGGAUUUUCUUGUCAGCCCCACUUCCAAGUAGACACCCUGGCACUUCAUGAUGGCUCACCUCUCUGAUGGUUAAAACUUAUCUGCCAUGAACUGUGUGUGUAGAUACUGUUUUGAUUAGUUGUUUUUGAAUGCCCUACCACCUCCAUCAAUACUCAGAAUUGUGACUGCUUUUUUUUUUUUCUUGCUCUUUGACAGAAGGUCAUGCUGUAUAGUCCUGACUGGCCUAGAACUCGCAUUGAUUGUAGAUCAGGCUGGCCAUAGGCUCUCAGUGACCCUCCUACCUCUGCCUCUCAAGUGUUGGGAUUACAGGAAUAUGCUACCAUGCCUGGAAAUCUACAUUUUUAAUUCUUGAAACUUGGUUUUCUGUACAUAGUAUGUGCUUGGGACUGUGUGAUGCCAUAAGCAGAGGAAGAGAGGUGAAGCAGUAGACUGCAGCUGUGCUGGUAGAAGAUUAGAUCCCUUCAGUGGAGUUUACGGAGCAUGCUAACUGCAUCAGGAAACUCAGAGUUCAACACUGGCCUUGUCAGAAAGAUGUCUUCAGUUUGCUUUGAAACAUGUUACUCUUCAUGUUACCCUAAAGCAAGACCACUGUGUCAGGAGUCAAAGAAGUUUUUAGAAAACAAAUAUGAUGUCUAUAUUGUACAACCUGCUUUCUGUUAGUUAUUAAAGGAUGUACUUCAUGUAUUAAAGGAUAUUUCAUGU
Molecule: messenger RNA, 2654 nt
Organism: Jaculus jaculus (lesser Egyptian jerboa)
Lineage: Eukaryota; Metazoa; Chordata; Mammalia; Rodentia; Dipodidae
Gene: Prpf4
Product: pre-mRNA processing factor 4
Exons: 14
Coding region: 105-1670 (521 amino acids)
Biological process (GO): mRNA splicing, via spliceosome
Cellular component (GO): U4/U6 x U5 tri-snRNP complex
Molecular function (GO): U6 snRNA binding; protein binding; U4 snRNA binding
Source: RefSeq, a predicted model, not a curated record